GCUGAAACCUCUUCUUCAGCUGCUGAGACUUCCUCCUCUGCCGCUGAAACCUCUUCUUCAGCUGCUGAGACUUCCUCCUCUGCCGCUGAGACCUCUUCCUCUGCUACUGAGACUACCUCUGCCGCCUCCAGCACCUCAGAAGCUGAUGCUACAUCAACCUCUGCUGCUGACGAGACUACCAGCCAGCCCACGACCCUAUCCACAGUGGUGCGAACCGAGUCGGAUACCUCAACAUCUGAGGCUGCAAGCACCACUACUGCCGAUGGUUAGUAGAUCUAGACGAUGGGGUCUGAGACGCGAUGUCUUGACGCGAUUGCGCGUAGCGAUGGUGACGGGUCUAUAAAGAGACCAACCUAAUAUACACGAUAUACUAUUAGAGACUGUGAUAUGGUUUAGAUUAGCUUGAAUCUCAUUACUGUGUACUCAUUCAUUUACUCGACUCAAUUGGUGACUUGGAGAAC
This is a messenger RNA of Fusarium redolens, 461 nucleotides long. RefSeq lists its product as uncharacterized. NCBI's taxonomy places the organism in Eukaryota, Fungi, Ascomycota, Sordariomycetes, Hypocreales, Nectriaceae. The transcript has a single exon. The coding region runs from base 146 to 343 and encodes 65 amino acids. The record is from RefSeq and is a predicted model, not a curated record.